Molecule: messenger RNA, 6458 nt
Organism: Oncorhynchus kisutch (coho salmon)
Lineage: Eukaryota; Metazoa; Chordata; Actinopteri; Salmoniformes; Salmonidae
Product: apoptotic chromatin condensation inducer in the nucleus-like
Exons: 19
Coding region: 441-5741 (1766 amino acids)
Biological process (GO): RNA splicing
Cellular component (GO): precatalytic spliceosome; ASAP complex
Molecular function (GO): RNA binding
Source: RefSeq, a predicted model, not a curated record
CCUACACGGUAACAAAGUCGGACGGAUGUUAUUGAAGGAUGUUGGAGACGACCAUGUCUACUUAAAAGCAGACGUAGUGCCGAGUCAGAGCCUAUACUCAUCUCAUCACAAGGCACACGGCGGCGGUCAGACCAAAGAUAAUUAUGGGUCCCCUUCUCAUUUGACAUGACCCAAAGAUGAUUUGGACACGUGAAGGAGUACCCCCUGUCGGCACAAAUAACAUAAUGUAGGAAAUGACCAUUUCUAAAUAAUGUUUAGGUAUGUUAUUUCUGCAAAUUCACAGUGAAUAGCGUGUGUAGAUAACAAUCCACCAUCCAAUGUAUGUAUCCUAUUUUAAUAAAAUCUAAGAAUGUCAUUCAGUUUACACUUCUUCCAGAAGUUGUCUACUCUGACGUUGGUUGAAGGAAGGCGUUGCUGACGCGAACGAGUGGAAAGGGAAAAUGGCGGACCUCGAAGACGUUAAACUGGACGGGAGGCCGCUACAAUCACUUCGCGUGGCGGAUUUGAAAGCUGCUUUAGAGGAGCGCGGACUUCCUAAAAGCGGACAGAAAAAUACUCUCGUUAAGAGACUCAAAGGGGCUCUCAUGCUGGAGAACCUCCAGAGAACCUCACACCAUCACAUAGGACUGCAGCCAAACUCCCAGAUUGGUGAAGAGAUGAGCCAGAACAGCUUCAUAAAGCAGUAUUUGGCAAAACAGCAGGAGCUCUUGAGGCAGCGUCUGGAGAGAGAGGCCCGGGAAGCAGUUGAAGAUGAUGAUACAGACAAAGAGGACCACACACAGGACAAUAACAGCGCUGCCUGUGCUGCCCCAGACCAGGAUGUCGCACCCGUGUUGGUUGACCAGCACAAACUUUUUGGCCUCUCCGAGGGAAAGGGACUAGCAGGCCCAGCAAGAGAGGGAGAGGGGCACAUGUCCAGAGACGGCCAUGUGUCUCCUCCACCUGCCCCUACCUCUGCUGCUGUUUCCUCUCUGGCUGUGCGUGUAGCUGUUGACGAGCAGAGAUCAGAGAGAGUCCCAACCUCUAGUCAAGUCCCAGCAGAUAGUGAUGAUGACGGCGCUGAUGAGGACUGGGAUAGCGGUGCCAGGAGGAGGAAUCUAGGAGAGCCACCAAGAGGCCAACUAGCAAGAGCAAGGUCUGGAGGAUCCCGCCAACACCCACAGCACAUUCCCCCCCUAUUGUCUCCGCAGCUUCGACAGCCUACCCCUCCUCCAUCCCCUCCCCCAGGGUUAUCAUUCCCACUGCCUGAUACCCCUAAACAAAGCCCCCCUAGUCCAGGUGAGCCCCCAGCUAGGCAGCGUACUUCCAGUACCUCCAGCUCUGGCUCCUCUAGCAGUGGCAGUUGUAGUAGCAGCCCAGAUCCACAAAGCAACACAGAGCGCAAGCCUGGUCCACUGACCCUGCUGGCACGUAAAAUGGCAUCAGAGGGGGCUUUCUCUGGAGUUGGGUGGCAUGGGCGUGGGGAUGCAGAGAGGCAGGACAACAAUGCUGCAACUGCAACAAUGUCUUCUGGUAGAGGUCCUCAAGAGGGCACAGUGUCUGCCAUCACCCACACAACCAAUGCUGCAGCCAGUUUGCCCUUCCCCAGACUGGUUCCAGUAACAAACCAGGGAGCUCUUGGAGGCCAUCUCCCCCACAGUGAAGUUCCUGUGAGUGUGCUUAGGCCCACUAUUAUGGAAGAGAGAGAUGCUGCGUGGUCGCAAGAAAACAACAAGGAAAAGGAGCUGCAGGCAGAGAGUGAAAGAGAAAAAUCCCCUGAGCAAGAGCGACUUGGUGUCGUGGAGCAGGAAAGACUGGAGAGGCAGAGAAUAUUUGAGCAACAGCAUGCUGUGGAGCAAGAGAGGGAAAGAGCUUUGGAGCGAGAGAGGAAGGAGAGAGAGAAAGCUUUGGCGCGAGAGUGGAAGGAGAGAGAGAAGGCUUUGGAGCGAGAGAAAGCUUUGGAGCAAGAAAGGAAGGAGCGGAAAGCUUUGGAACGGGAGAUGAAGGAGAAAGAGAGGGAGGAGAAGGUGAGGGCUUUGGAGCAAGAAAGAAUUGAAAGGGAGAUAGCCCUUGAGAAAGAACGAACCAUGGAGAAAGAAAGAGAGGAGAGGGAGAGAGCCUUAGAACAGGAGAAGGUCCUACAGAGAGAAAAAGAGAAGGCUUUGGAACAGGAGAAGGCCUUGCAGAGAGAAAAAGAGGAGAGGGAGAGAGCUUUGGAACAGGAGAAGGCCUUGCAGAGAGAGAAAGAGGAGAAGGAGAGAGCUUUGGAACAGGAGAAGGCCUUGCACAGAGAGAAAGAGGAGAAGGAGAGAGCUUUGGAACAGGAGAAGGCCUUGCACAGAGAGAAAGAGGAGAAGGAGAGAGCUUUGGAACAGGAGAAGGCCUUGCACAGAGAGAAAGAGGAGAAGGAGAGAGCUUUGGAACAGGAGAAGGCCUUGCACAGAGAGAAAGAGGAGAAGGAGAGAGCUUUGGAACAGGAGAAGGCCUUGCACAGAGAGAAAGAGGAGAAGGAGAGAGCUUUGGAACAGGAGAAGGCCUUGCACAGAGAGAAAGAGGAGAAGGAGAGAGCUUUGGAACAGGAGAAGGCCUUGCACAGAGAAAGAGAAAAAGAGGAGAGGGAGAGAGCUUUGGAACAGGAGAAGGCCUUGCAGAGAGAGGAGAGGGAGAGAGCUUUGGAACAGGAGAAGGCCUUGCAGAGAGAGGAGAGGGAGAGAGCUUUGGAACAGGAGAAGGCCUUGCAGAGAGAGGAGAGGGAGAGAGCUUUGGAACAGGAGAAGGCCUUGCAGAGAGAGAGGGAGAGAGCUUUGGAACAGGAGAAGGCCUUGCACAGAGAGCAAGAGGAGAGGGAGAGAGCUUUGGAACAGGAGAAGGCCUUGCACAGAGAGAAAGUGGAGAGGGAGAGAGCUUUGGAACAGGAGAAGGCCUUGCACAGAGAGCAAGAGGAGAGGGAGAGCGCUUUGGAACAGGAGAAGGCCUUGCACAGAGAGAAAGUGGAGAGGGAGAGAGCUUUGGAACAGGACAAGUCCUUGCAGAGAGAGAAAAUGGAGAGGGAGAGUCAUCUUCCUCCAUGGAAGCGUAGUCGUGAGUUUGGUCGUACCCCCCUGCCUACUCCUCCCCUCUCCACAGGAGCAGGUAAGAUGGCGGCAACAGAGGAGGGUGGGGAUCCCAAAGUGCCAUCCCUACCCCAAAAAGCAUUAAGAGACAAUCGGCCAGCUGGAUCUGGUACGCCCCUGUCACAAUCUCUAGCAACGUCUCUGUCACCCCAGUCCUCCUUCAAGAAGUUCCGUUUCUUGAGAGACCCCAUAGUUCUAUGCCAGUCUUCUGCAUCCGGGGUCAUCAAGAGGCCCCGUACAUUCUCUGAAAGCCCCCAUCCUCAGUCCUUAGCUCUCCAGUCCCCCAGCAAACCUGGGGAACCAGAGCAGGAAGGUACUCAGCAGGGGGCCCAGCCUUCUGCUUGGCAAGCAGCACCAAAGAAGCCUGCAAGUCAGGGGGUCCCUGUUUCUGGAGCAGACACGUUGGGGACGACAGGGCCAGAGAGGGAGACCCCAGUGAUUGCCACACUGGGCAAGAGUCCUGAAGAAGAAAAGGGUAAGAGCCUGGUCUCAGAGGAGUAUGUCCAAGCACAUAGAGAGGAGACAGACAAACAGGCGGUGGGAGAGAUGGCCAGAGAAGCAAACACCCCCUCAGGUCCAGCGGGAGCUGUGCUACCUCCCUCACCCCAACCAGUGGAAGGCAAGGUAGAAAAAGGAAGGGAGAGAAAUCAAAAGAAAGAAGAAAAGCUGGGAAGACUGUCUUCCUCGUCGAAUGACUCUUCAGAUUCUGACUCUGGGUCGUCGUCCUCAGGUUCGUCUGGUUCAUCAUCAUCCCAGGGCAAAACACACACCACUCCCAGUGGUAGAAGGCCUGAGAAACCUCAGACAAACACCAUAUCCCAGGAUACGGAAACGGUUAGUCAACCUGAGGAUCCAACUGAGGCCCCAAAAGCCCCACAGCAUAAAAAGCGAGUAUCUGGGGAGGAGGAAGAGGACAUAAACAUUGAUCGAGCCAGACACAGGAAGAAACCAUUCCUUGGAAUACAUGCAGGAGAAGACAAUGGGCAGAAGGACAGCGAGGGAGAGGAGGUAAAGACAGACACUACAAGGGAGGUGAAUGAGGCUGCCAUGGCUGAGCCUAAGAAGGCUCCUGAGAGCAGUGAGGAGUGUGUGACACCAAAAGCAUUCACAGCCCGUAGGAUCUCCCUUAGCAGCAGCAAGGCCUCUCCAGGUGCUGUCACUGCAGAGGGCGAAACAGAGUCUGGGGCUGGGAGGAAGAGGCGAUGGGGGUCCAGCACUGCAGUCACAACCAAGAAAUCAUCCAUGAGCAUCACCACAGACUCUCUGAAGUCUCUGAUCCCAGACAUCAGACUGUGUCCAGGCCAGGAGAUGGUGGUGGAUCUGCACCCAGAGGAGGAUCACCUCUCUGGGGUGGAGGAGGAGGGCAGGGAGCGGGGUGAGCAGGACCUCAAGAUCAGACGCACAGUCACACAGGUGGUCCCGUCAGUGACCCAGGAGAAUGGACAGAAGGAGUCCAAGAGGAGUGAACACGAGGAGGAAGACCGAGAGGAUGGAAGGGAGGUUAAAGGAGAUAGAGAGAAUAAGAUGGAUGGCUCAUUCCAGAGAGACUCCAUGGAGAGACAAUGCACCUCUCCCCCCAUGGAGAUGAAAACAGUGACCCCCAGUGACACAAUGAUCCGUCGCUCCAUCAGCCAGCAGAAGUCUGGCGUGUCCAUCAGUAUAGAUGACCCUGUCCGCAUGGCCAAGCAGCCCUCUCCUCCACGAGGCAAAGUGUCCAACAUCGUCCACGUGUCCAACCUGGUUCGUCCGUUCACCCUGAGCCAGCUGAAGGAGCUGCUCGGUAGGACCGGCACCGUGCACGAGGACGGUUUCUGGAUCGACAAGAUCAAAUCUCACUGCUACGUCACAUACUCCAGUGCAGAGGAGUCAAUUGCCACUCGUGCAGCCCUGCAUGGGGUGAAAUGGCCUCAAAGCAACCCCAAGUUCCUCAGUUUGGACUUCAUUCAGCAGGAGGAGCUGGAUUUCCACAGAGGCCUGCCUCCCCCAGAGAGGGCUGGGGAGGGUGAGCGGGGGGCUGCGGCGGUGCCUGGUCGGGGGGCGGCCCUGCCCCCUCUCCUGCCCGAACGGGAACAGUGGGCGGAGCGUGAGAUGGAGCACAGGGAGAGGACCCGGGCGGAGAGGGAGUGGGACAGGGACAAGGUCCAGGACAUUGGUCCAGGAAAACCUGGAGAGGAAGCGGUCCCCAGACGACCCCGCUCCAGAGAGAGGAAACGCAAGGAGAGGAAGAUGGACAAGAAAGAGAAAGCUGCAGAUGAACCUCCUGUCAAACUGCUGGAUGAACUGUUCAAGAAAACCAAAGCAGCCCCUUGUAUAUACUGGCUCCCCCUCACAGAAGAGCAGUUUUCACAGAAGGAGACAGCUCAUCAAGAGCGGAUGAAGGAGCGAGAGAAGAGGAGGAAGGAGCAGCAAGAGGAGGUGGAGAAGAAAAGGGAGGAAGAUCGCAAAGAAAGGAUGAAAGCCGCGAGUGCUGCAUCUGGAGAAAGAGGCGAGGGGGAGCGGUACAGAGAGCGGGAGAGAGACUGGGGCAGAGAUGGAGAGAGUGACAAACACAGAGAAGACUGCUACCGCAGACCUGGGGGCAGCAGUGCAGGGGGGGCCAGACGCUCCCGCAGCCACAGUGACCCCCCACCUCGUGACAGACGACGCUAGAUGGAAUUGGUGUGGCUGGAACUGUCUUAAAAUAAUCCCCUACAUUCCCCAUCACUACAUUUACUUUGUUACAAUAUAAGACCCUACAGUAGACCAACAGAUGUAGUCACUAUCUGUCACUGUUUUUAAACACACACCGACACAGAUAGGGACCAUGGUUUAGCAGUGUUUUCCCCCAGGCUGCUAUCUGUCACUGUUUUUAAACACACACCGACACAGAUAGGGACCAUGGUUUAGCAGUGUUUUCCCCCAGGCUGCUAUCUGUCACUGUUUUUAAACACACACCGACACAGAUAGGGACCAUGGUUUAGCAGUGUUUUCCCCCAGGCUGCUAUCUGUCACUGUUUUUAAACGCACACCGACACAGAUAGGGACCAUGGUUUAGCAGUGUUUUCCCCCAGGCUGCUUUCUGUCACUGUUUUUAAACGCACACCGACACAGAUAGGGACCAUGGUUUAGCAGUGUUUUCCCCCAGGCUGCUAUCUGUCACUGUUUUUAAACGCACACCGACACAGAUAGGGACCAUGGUUUAGCGGUGUUUCCCCCCAGGCUGCUAUCUGUCACUGUUUUUAAACGCACACCGACACAGAUAGGGACCAUGGUUUAGCAGUGUUUCCCCCCAGGCUGCUAUCUGUCACUGUUUUUAAACGCACACCGACACAGAUAGGGACCAUGGUUUAGCAGUGUUUCCCCCCAGGCUGCUAUCUGUCACUGUUU